AUGUUAAAGUGGCUUCAAGGUAAUAUAUCUGCUGUAACUGGGAUUGCUGAACCAGAAUAUGGUCAAGAGUACAUUCAUACCGUAGCAGAUAAGUUGAAAGGAAAGCAACCAUACCGUUCUACUACUCGUGAGGACUUUGACUGGCAAAAUCCAGAUCAUACUAAUGUUGAGACAGUCACCUUCUAUUUUAGUGAUCUUAAGACAGGUAUCACUGGUUUUGUCCAAGUGAUUCACUCUAGUGUGAUUCCUAUGCAUAAAGCCGCUCAAUUUACUUUCAGAAUAUAUGAUUCCAGAAAUCCUGAGGAUCUUAACGUCUGGACCUCAACAAAAUUGGAAAAUUUUAGAACAGAUGGUCCAAAUUUUUAUGCUGAUGAUUUAUCUAUCGAAUUAUCUGAAGAUAAUACAAAUUAUCAUAUCGUAUCAAAUGUCUGUGAAAGAUCUACUGUUGAUUUGUAUAUUACUAGAUUGACUCCUGGUGCUAAGGCAGGUGAUGAUCCAACAACAUACUAUGGUGAUAACUUGGAUGUUCCUUGGGGUACUAUGAGACAUGUAUUCUGGCCAAGAAACUCUUGUCACGGUACUAUCAACGUAAAGAAAGUUGUUGAAGUCGAUGAAGUCGAGGUCCUUGCAACAGAAGUUGAAGGUACUACUUUGGAAGAUAACGAAGAACAAGAGGAAGAAGAAGAAGAAGAAGAGGACGAAUCUGAUUCGGAAUACGACUCUGAUUCGGAAUACGAGGAUGAAAUCGAAGUUGUCUACGAGGACCGUACUUAUACCUUUGAGGUAGAUGAUCCAGCUUACUCGAUGUUUAUUAUGGCUCUACAAGGUAUGAAACCUCAUCAUGCCGCUAAAGCUUGGAAUUUUGUCUAUGUUCACACUCCUGAGAAUACUGCAUUGUUGAUCGAAUAUAUCACACCAAAGUCAUACGCUAACACUAAGGUCACUGUAGGUGUCAUCACUUCUAAGGAUGAAGUUAUGAUGCUUUCAUUGAAUAACAACUAUGAACAUUUGAAUCCAGAGGUCGAUGAAGUUGGCUGGCCUGUACCACAUAACAUUAAAGUGGAAUUUAAUGGUAUUUCUAAGAACAUCACUGAUGAACAAAUUGAAAAUGAAACUUUUACGGAAAAGGAUAAAGUCACAGCAGUAAUUGAGGCUCCAUUGAAAAAUAUGGUAGAAAGAGUUGAUGUGAUGGGAGAAAUCCCUGGGUUCGUCAAGAACAUUGUCUCUGGUAUCGCUGGUACUAAACCAUUCAUCUAUCAAUAUUCCAAUGACGAGUUCAGUCUUCAAGUUAAUGAUGGUAAGAAGUCUACGGGUCUAGGUUGGGCUGAAGUUACUUUCAUCUCUCAAUCAGAAGUUGUCGAUGCUGAAUCCUACAACGAAGAUUAG
Molecule: messenger RNA, 1386 nt
Organism: Maudiozyma saulgeensis
Lineage: Eukaryota; Fungi; Ascomycota; Saccharomycetes; Saccharomycetales; Saccharomycetaceae
Source: the annotation of a GenBank genome assembly